AUGGAGCCAGUUAUGAGUUUGGCAUUGGCCGCCCAUGGGCCGCCCAGCAUACUGGAGCCGUUGUUUAAAACCGUCACUACGAGCACAACCACAACAACAACAAGCACGGCUGCAACAACAAGCAGCAGCAGCAGCAAUCCCACAAUUAGCCCCACCACAAGCACCACACUGCUAACGGCAAUACUGGAGAAUCUAACAUCAACGGCAGCGAGUGGAUACUAUGAUCCGUAUGGCAAUCAAACGAAUAGCACGCUGGGAUUUGAGACAAAGGGACCGAGAUAUUCACUCGCCUCAAUGGUGGUUAUGGGCUUCGUAGCGGCGAUUCUGAGCACGUUAACAGUUGCUGGCAAUGUCAUGGUGAUGAUCUCGUUCAAGAUCGAUAAGCAGCUGCAAACGAUAAGCAAUUAUUUUCUGUUCUCGCUGGCGAUAGCGGAUUUUGCAAUUGGUGCCAUUUCGAUGCCACUAUUUGCAGUCACCACAAUACUGGGCUAUUGGCCAUUGGGACCACAUGUCUGCGACACUUGGCUGGCCCUCGACUAUUUGGCCUCGAAUGCCUCGGUGCUGAAUCUAUUGAUAAUCAGUUUCGAUCGAUAUUUUAGUGUCACACGGCCGCUCACCUAUCGCGCCAAGCGCACGACCAACAGAGCGGCUGUGAUGAUUGGUGCCGCUUGGGGCGUCAGUUUGCUGCUCUGGCCACCUUGGAUCUACAGCUGGCCCUACAUCGAGGGCAAGCGCACUGUGCCCAAGGACGAGUGCUACAUACAGUUUAUUGAGACAAAUCAUUAUAUUACAUUUGGCACGGCAAUCGCUGCAUUCUAUUUCCCCGUGACGAUCAUGUGCUUCCUCUACUUUCGCAUUUGGCGUGAGACAAAGAAACGGCAAAAGGAUUUGCCCAAUUUGCAGGCUGGCAAAAAGGAUUCCAGCAAACGCUCCAACAGCAGUGAGGAAAAUACUGUGGUUAAUCACACAGCUGGAGGUUUGCUGGCCUUUGCCCAACUGGGAGGAAAUGAUCAUGAUACCUGGCGUCGACCGCGCUCCGAGAGCUCAGCGGAUGCGGAAAGCGUUUAUAUGACCAACAUGGUCAUCGAUUCGGGAUAUCAUGGCAUGCAUUCGCGCAAGUCAAGCAUUAAGAGCACGAAUACAAUCAAAAAGCCAUAUUCAUGCUUUGGCAGCAUCAAGGAGUGGUGCAUCGCGUGGUGGCAUUCGGGGCGUGAGGAUUCCGAUGAUUUUGCCUACGAACAGGAGGAGCCAUCUGAUUUAGGGUAUGCAACACCAGUAACAAUUGAAACUCCUUUACAAAGCUCCGUCUCCAGAUGCACUUCGAUGAACGUGAUGCGGGAUAACUACUCGAUAGGGGGCAGCGUCAGCGGAGUGCGGCCACCGAGCAUAAUGCUGGCGGAUGUGUCGCCGACGCCGAUGCGUCCGCCACUCAAUUCCAUUUCGCAAAUGCAGGAAAUGAAUGCGGCCGGCAAUAGCGGCAACAACGUCACAGGGAAUGGCAACGGGAACGGGAAUGGCAAUGGCAAUGGCAACAUUAACAUCGCCAGUGCAACUGUUGUUGCCAACAACACCAAUAGCAAUAGCAACAACAACAACCUGAACGGAGGAGGAGCAGUGGGAGUGGGAGUGCCUGUGGGAGUGGGAGUGGCAGGAGGUGGCAACAGCAAUCCCAAUUCGAGCACAUUGCGUGAUUCACGCAACGCAUUGCCCGUUGGCAAUCGCAUUGGUUCACGUUCUGUUAGCCAGGAUUCGGUUUAUACCAUACUCAUCCGCUUGCCGCCAGAUGGCGCCAGUGCAGCUAAUGGCAGUGGUGUGGGUGGUGCCAGCAGCGGUGUGGGAGCCGCCAGCAAUCAUGCGGACUGUGCGCCAUCCAUCAAGAUGAUCCACGAAGAUGUGUCGACGGCAUCGAAUGUUGGUGUGAGCGUGGUAACAGCAGCACCGCCCACGCGACGACCUUUGCCCUCACGCGACUCGGAGUUCAGUCUGCCACUGGGCAGGCGAAUAUCGCAUGCACCGCAGGAUGUACGUCUGCUCAAUGCCAAGGUCAUACCCAAGCAACUGGGCAAGGCGGGUGGUCAACACGCCCUGCUCAAUGCUCGCAAUGCGGCCAAGAAGAAGAAAAAGUCACAGGAGAAACGGCAGGAAUCGAAAGCGGCCAAAACGCUGUCGGCCAUUCUGCUGAGUUUCAUCAUCACGUGGACACCGUACAAUAUUCUGGUGCUGAUCAAGCCAUUGACCACCUGCUCGGACUGCAUACCCACCGAGCUGUGGGACUUCUUCUAUGCCUUGUGCUACAUCAACUCGACCAUAAAUCCCAUGUGCUAUGCCCUCUGCAAUGCCUCAUUCCGACGCACCUACAUCCGUAUACUCACCUGCAAAUGGCACACCCGCAAUCGCGAGGGCAUGGUCAGGGGCGUGUACAACUAGGUCACCCAACCACUUCCACAUCCACAUCCCAGGAAUACCUUGAGUUCAUAAUAAAUAGUUGCAAUAAAUGUUGUGUGCAAAACUAAAACCAAAAAAGUUGUUAGCGAAAAGCAAAAACCAAAACUAGGAUUAGGAUAACACUUUGACAAGCAGUACUGAUUUUUGAUGUCUAGCCCCCAAAUAUAAUAAUUACAUAUAUACAUACAUAUAUAAAAUUACAAUGAGAGAAUUGCCCAUUAAAUUUCCGAUAUGCCAAGAGACAGCAAUAUAAAUGAAAUGGAGAUUUAACAAAGCUACGAGCAUUUCCUAAAAUAUC
Molecule: messenger RNA, 2743 nt
Organism: Drosophila innubila
Lineage: Eukaryota; Metazoa; Arthropoda; Insecta; Diptera; Drosophilidae
Gene: mAChR-A
Product: muscarinic acetylcholine receptor DM1
Exons: 4
Coding region: 1-2427 (808 amino acids)
Biological process (GO): adenylate cyclase-inhibiting G protein-coupled acetylcholine receptor signaling pathway; G protein-coupled receptor signaling pathway, coupled to cyclic nucleotide second messenger; chemical synaptic transmission
Cellular component (GO): plasma membrane; dendrite; synapse
Molecular function (GO): G protein-coupled acetylcholine receptor activity; G protein-coupled serotonin receptor activity
Source: RefSeq, a predicted model, not a curated record